AUGCAAGCGGGAGGAAAAGGAGGGCGUGAACGAGGAGCACGCACGUUGUCAAAGAAAGAAAAAGAAGCAGCCGCGAAAGCCAAAGAAGAAGAGGCGCGAAAGAAAGAGGAGGAAAAGCAGAAAAAACGGGAAGAAAAAUUGUUAGGGAUAAAACCAAGUAAAAAGGACCGAGCCGAGAAGGCAGAGGAGCCGCUCCAAGAAGAAGAAACCACGGUAGAAAAAAAAGAUAAACACUCAAAGAAGACAAAAAGCGAGAAACUUGAGAAGAAGAAAGAACGUGAAAAGACAAGACUGGAUAAACAAAAAGAAAUUGUUGUUGAUGAGAAAAUUGAAAACACACAAAACGUCGACAACAACAACGCGGCAGAGGGAACCGAACCCGUUGUCGAUGAACCUGAAAAAACUGAGAAAGUCAAAAAAGUCGCCUAUGUUCCUCCUCCAGAAAAAUUUGAAGAUUUUGAGAAUAUAGAAGAGCACAAAAAAGCGAAGAAAGUUUCACACGAAGUUAAACAGGUCAACUUUGAUUUUACCACACGUUCUGGUAACAUCUCAUUGAAAGACAUUCCUAAAGACGUUCGUAAAAAAGAUUUUCCCGAGGAAGACCGUCUAGAUUUUGUGUAUAAUUAUCUUUCCCAAUGGUCAGACCCAGCAAAUUAUUCGGAGUAUCCGUAUAACAAAUUUUCGCAGUCGGAUCAAAAAGAUUUUCAGUUCAUCAUGGGGCGUGUUGGUGUGAGCAAACGUAAAGCACUUGCAAAGUCUUUAUCUGAAACCUGUUCGACUGUUGGCGGUUUAUGCCUUUUAGAGGGUCUCUCCUUACAAACAGACACCAUCAAAUUUCCCGAAAACGAAGUGGAAACCAACAUUUUCCAUUUCUUAACAAUGCAUGACGUUUACAAGUCGUUCAGUUGCAUUUUAUCCAAUUUUUCUGCGCUUAAAAGUCGCCCCGUUCAGCAACAAGACGAGAUGUUGACGUUUGUUCAAAACGAGAUGAAAAAAGUGAGAGUUCCAGAUUGCGUGAGUUUGAAGGCCUUCAAAUCUGUCUAUCCCAAUACCUCACCAGAGCUCUCAGAAAAACUCGGCAGUUUGAUAGACUUGGAUCGUCUUCUUUUCAAAAAAGUCACCAAAAAAAUCUUUGAGUUUUCUCUCAAAUCUCUUGACGUCACUGUGACGGAACGAAUGCUUGUUAUAGACCCGGAGUGUUACGAGCAUUGGGACGACUUAGUUCUUCAAAAUUUGGAGCCUUCAGAAAAGCUUCUUACAAAGAUCAAAAACAAUGAAAAAAUCGAGAUGAAACUCUUCUGCCAACGAUCUAUUGACAAUUUCAACAACAACACCGAAGCCAAAAAUUUCGUGCGACUUUGCAAGUCUAUCGUCGUACCUAUUAACUAUUGGAAGAUCGCAAUUGUCGCUUCAACGGUCAUGGUUUGCGUUGUUGCCUCCAUUUAUGUUAUUUUCAUGAAUUGA
Molecule: messenger RNA, 1464 nt
Organism: Entamoeba invadens IP1
Lineage: Eukaryota; Evosea; Mastigamoebida; Endamoebidae
Exons: 1
Coding region: 1-1464 (487 amino acids)
Source: RefSeq, a predicted model, not a curated record